Messenger RNA from Haemonchus placei, 867 nucleotides. The record is from the annotation of a GenBank genome assembly. Lineage: Eukaryota; Metazoa; Nematoda; Chromadorea; Rhabditida; Trichostrongylidae.
AUGGACCUCGAGUUUCAGCAGCGCUGCAAAGCCUACCGUUUCGUAGCCUAUUCGGCGGUCGCAUUCUCGGUCGUGGCGAUUCUUGGUGCUGCCACCACACUGCCAAUGGUGUACAACUACGUGCACCAUGUGCAACGCACUAUGCACUCGGAGCUUAACUACUGCCGUACUUCUGCACGUGACAUCUGGUCCGAAGUUAGCACUAUGAAGGCUCCCUCCAAUCGUACCGCCCGUCAGGCAUACGGCAACGAUUGCACUCGCUGCUGCUCCGGUGGAGCUGCUGGACCUGCCGGCCAGCCAGGAAACGCAGGACGACCAGGAAACCCUGGAGCACCCGGAGCCCCAGGAAACCCAGGAAGACCACCAACACAGCCAUGCCCACAGUAUACUCCUCCUCCAUGCAGGCCCUGCCCAGCUGGGCCACCUGGACCACCAGGAGCCCCAGGACAGCCUGGUGAUGCUGGACGUGACGGAAACCCAGGAGGGCCCGGAGCUCCAGGAGGUCCAGGCACACCCGGACCCAAGGGACCACCAGGACCCAGCGGAAACCCCGGAAGCCCAGGAGCUCCAGGUCAGCCUGGAAACCCCGCAACCUCUGUCCCUGCCACUCCCGGAGCCCCAGGACCAGCUGGCCCUCCUGGACCACGUGGUCCACCCGGACCCAAUGGACAACCUGGAAACGCAGGAGCACCAGGACAGCCUGGACCCAAGGGACCUCCUGGACCCCCUGGACAGCCUGGACCAAAUGGAAACCCUGGAACUCCAGGAGACAGAGGAACACCAGGAACACCUGGAGAACGCGGAAUCUGUCCCAAAUACUGUGCCCUCGAUGGAGGUGUCUUCUUCGAGGAUGGAACUCGCCGUUAA